AUGUCUAACUACCUACAGACAAUCCAAUAUGCCUCAACACACUGCAAAAAGACACUUGCCAGUUCAGACUAUGGAAAGUAUCUGCUUAGCCAGGCUCGGCUUUAUGAGCAGCUUGACAAUGCCAUUACCUUCCUCCAAAUUCCUCCGUCUGCGUCCCCAGCGGCUGUCGCUGCUAUUCUUCCCAAUAUCACUGACGAGUUUAAAUCAGAAACGUUAGCACAGCCCCAACAGCAACUGUCAAAGGGUCUGACCUCGGGCAAGCAGAGCGCGUCUAUUGACACGUUUCCCAACGAGACAGCCCUUUAUGGUGGUCCAGUUAUCGGCCCGGUCAGCCAAUUCUCUGUCAUCAAGCGGCACUAA
Giardia duodenalis is the source of this 360-nucleotide messenger RNA. RefSeq lists its product as uncharacterized. The transcript has a single exon. NCBI's taxonomy places the organism in Eukaryota, Fornicata, Diplomonadida, Hexamitidae. The record is from RefSeq and is a predicted model, not a curated record. The coding region runs from base 1 to 360 and encodes 119 amino acids.